Porites evermanni is the source of this 1141-nucleotide messenger RNA. Lineage: Eukaryota; Metazoa; Cnidaria; Anthozoa; Scleractinia; Poritidae. The record is from the annotation of a GenBank genome assembly.
AUGGAAAUAGCAAAGAUACAUGAGACAGAACGACCUCCCAGUGUCUUACUUAGAGAUGACCUGUUCCAGGCCUUUCAUGCUGAAAAUCCUGAAAUUUCUCGUGAUACAUUACUUUCUUAUUUUCAGCGAUUAAUGGGAUGUGCGUCGUUUAAAUCUGUUAUCCCACACAAAAAAGGGGAAAGAUACUUGGCUAUUGUCACUUGUCUUUUAAAAUUAAUGAAACCAGUGAGUUGGUGGUUCAGAAAAAAGAGGGGACAUCAAAAUAUAAAUAUGUGCUUGAUGAUGAAGUACCAAUUGAAAGGAAAAAAGAAAUGACAAAAUUCAAAACAGCAAAUGAAAGGAAAUUUUGCCUGGGUGUUGCUGAUGUACUUGAAUAUGAUGAGUCAAGUGAGAAAGGUUUUAUAGAGCUGGAAAACAAAAAUACAAGUGACAGUCAAUACACUUGUUCCCAAACAUGGAGGUAUGGUGUUAAAAAUCCAAACCUUUUAAAGGAAAAUUUUAUUUGUGGAAAACAAUUGUAUAAACGUUUAUAAACGUUUUAAAACCCGAGGUGCCCCUGCUAGAGGAAUCGGGCCACCCCCAGUAUAGCAGGAACAACUGCAAACCAGCAUUGUUUCCAGGUUAACUUUGCCUAAAUUACAUUUAGCCGCAUUAAUAUAAGAGUUGUUAUUGUUAUCAUUACUAUUAUUCCUUUCAUUUAUAUUAAUUAAUUUAACUCCUGGCUGGGAAAUAAAUUUCAUCAGCUGGCUGGGUUCCAACCAAUUUUAUCUAGCUGGCUGGGAAAUUUUUUGUGUGUCUUGCUGGGAAAAAGGAAAAGAUAAUAUUUUCCCAGCAACACUGAAAGACACUUGAAAAUGCCUUAAUAACAUAUAUUUUCAUUAAUGGGGGUUAUUACCCAGAACUGAUUUCAAGAGAAUUUUGAGCUCUCAGUGGUCCAUUCGAUUUAACAAGAUGCUCACAGUUUUCCUGGUCACACUUUAAAAUUCAAUCCCAUUUAAUAUUCUAUUUUGUACGUUUUGUUUGCAGAUUCCCAUCAUUGCUGCCCUUUGACUCAGCAGUGGAGUUAGAAGAGUUUUCACAAGAGUUCAAUGACUAUCUCCUACUAGACGAAUCAGAUUUGAACCCGGGGUCGCAAAGAUGA